AUGUUUCACACGUUCAAUGUGGCCGCACCAGCGCAACAGGGUCCUGAUCAACGCGCUUUGAGCGCGGUGUCGCCCUCCCGGAAACGACAAAAAGUGUUGCGAGCCUGCGAUCGAUGUCGAACCUUUCGCACCAAGUGCGGGGAGAAGCCGUGUUCGCGCUGUGUGCUCGAUAAUGUCAGAUGCACGUGGACCUUCAGUCCAGCCAAGCAAAAGUCUAAGAUGCUCGUCUCAACCGGAAGAGACCAACCCGAGCCCCCUUCUAGAGACCAUAUCCGACCCGAUGCGUCUCCAAAGAAGCCGCAACGCUCCUUGGCGCCGGUCACUGUCGCGAGUGUGGACGGCAAUCGACCGCCAAUGCCCUUGGCCCCUGCCAGUAGUGGCGGCGAGAUGAACAUUGUCAAUCAGGGCCGCAUGGAGCCGGACGAGCACACGAAGCUGCGCAACCGCCCGGGGUAUGUCUUUGCCAAGAUCAAUUCAUUCUUUACCGAUGCCAGGACCACGUCGCGCACCGCCGUCAAUAGAGCAAUGGCGGACCUCAAUACUGCCUAUCCGGGUCCGUUUCCUGAUCUGCCGCAUGUCGCAGCAUUGGCAGACAGCCCACCCCCUUGCAAUGAACACUUAACUGAGGAUCAACAAACCUAUUUUUUGAGAUUAUUUUGGGAGGCCUAUCAUCCGCUCUUGCAAGCUUCCGAUGAAGCGGGAUUUCAAACACUGUUGGAUCUGGAUCGGCGACAAGUCUUCGAGGUGGGGAAAUUGACCAAGGCUUUGGCAAAUUGUAUGACGGCACUAGGAAUCCAAUAUGGCCAUGGGGCUGGCCUGACUUCUCGCAUCCUGAGCUUGCGCCGGUGUGCGGUGAACAUCUCCUCAGUAGGGUACGAAUAUUUCCGUCGCUGCCGCGAAUACAUUGCUCUUCUGACCGAGCCCACGCUCCUAUCGAUGCAAUGUUACGCUCUGAUGUCUCUGUAUCUCAUGAAUGCCAGCCACUUCAGGGAGGCCUAUAGCCUGCUUGGCACCGCUAUUCGCCACAGCCAUAGUGUCAAUCUCCAUGAGGAGCCCAGCGAGCAUCUUCAGCCAAAAGAGAGAAUAGCUCAGAGACAGACUUGGUGGUUACUCUUCAUGCUCGACAUACAAUGUUCUCAGCAACUUGGGAAGCCAGUCGCUGUACAGACCACAGCGAUCACGUGUGCUUUGCCGUCGGCGGAUGAAUUAACAACGAUGCCGGGAAACGCCAGGGUCUGUUGGAAGAAUCUGCACGUCUCGACCUAUUUCGUUCAUGCGGUGAAGUUCGCAGUAUCUGUUGCCGAGAUUCAUCGACUGAUCUCCACCUCGAAAUUAUACGAAGACGUCCGCAACGUCACGGGGCUCGAGCAGCGAGCCAACUUGCUGGCCACGUCGCUUGCUUGUCUAGAGAAAUGGAGCAAUGAACUGCCGGAUGACCUUCUUAGCCCCAGAAAGAAUACGGGCUACAUGGAAUCUAUGUCCACGGCAGAGAGUCCAAUCGUGUUAGAGCUAGGGGCACCCAGCUGGCUCCACCACCAACGGGUCCUACUGGAAGUAUACUACCAUAAUGCAUAUAUCAUGCUUCAGCGGCCCUUUAUCUGUUUUCCACAACCUUCCAAUGUCUCUCCCGUCCAGCAGCCACAAACAGACCAUCAUGCUCGCAGCUCACUCCAGCAUGCCAUAACCAUGACAAUCAUUGUCCACGACCUCUGCUCUUCUUCCGACGUUUUCUUUGGCUCGCCCGCCAUCUUGCACCCACUGUGGAAUGCCACGGUGACCAUUUUCGGAUUUGUGAUAGCGAACCCAUCCUCUUCGCGAUCACGUAGGGCGACACAGUGGAUUUUUAAAGCCUUGGCUGUAUUUGAGGCAUUCGCAGCAACCGAACCUUUCGCUGCUCGAGCUGAAACUAUCACGAAGUCACUUGCUGCUAAGCUGAAUGACAUUUUGACCCACCUGGACGAGAAGUCGGAGCAGACGAACCAUGGCAGAAUUGCCCUGGGGUUAACAUUGCAGCCAUCACCCGACACAACCUCGACAACGCCAUCCGCGGACCCCGUCGAUGUACUGACGGGGCCUCUCGCAGGAGAUAGCAUGGAGCACACUUUUGAUAAUACAUUUUUCACAGAUGACAGCCUCUGCUCUUCGAUUGGAGCAGUUGAAGUUAACACAUGGGCAGCCUAUCAAGAUCAUCUUGACAUAUGGAAUGGCAGCCACUCGGAUGGAGCUCUUGAAGCAAUGCACAUAUUGGAAUAG
This is a messenger RNA of Penicillium maclennaniae, 2253 nucleotides long. RefSeq names its product Zn(II)2Cys6 transcription factor. Gene Ontology annotation, molecular function: zinc ion binding; DNA-binding transcription factor activity, RNA polymerase II-specific; RNA polymerase II cis-regulatory region sequence-specific DNA binding. The transcript has 2 exons. Gene Ontology annotation, cellular component: nucleus. The record is from RefSeq and is a predicted model, not a curated record. The coding region runs from base 1 to 2253 and encodes 750 amino acids. Gene Ontology annotation, biological process: DNA-templated transcription; positive regulation of transcription from RNA polymerase II promoter by galactose. NCBI's taxonomy places the organism in Eukaryota, Fungi, Ascomycota, Eurotiomycetes, Eurotiales, Aspergillaceae.